CACAUUGUGACUAAAAUGUCUACACAUAAAAAAAAGACCAGGAAGCUUCGUGGUCAUGUAAGCCAUGGUCAUGGACGUAUAGGUAAACAUAGAAAACAUCCCGGUGGACGGGGUAAUGCCGGUGGUUUACAUCAUCAUCGUAUCAACUUUGACAAAUAUCAUCCUGGUUAUUUUGGAAAGCUUGGUAUGAGGAAUUAUCACUUGAGACGUAAUACAAAAUGGUGUCCUACUUUAAAUUUGGAUAAAUUAUGGACAUUAGUUUCUGAACAAACUAGGCUUAAAUAUAAAGAUUCAGAAAAUAAAGUUCCAGUAAUUGAUCUUGUUAAAGCGGGAUAUUACAAACUUUUAGGAAAAGGUCGACUUCCUAAGCAACCAGUUAUUGUUAAAGCCAAAUUUUUCAGUAAACUUGCAGAAGAUAAAAUUAAAGCUGUUGGUGGAGUUUGUGUUCUUUCUGCUUAAAUAUGCAAGAGCUGAAGUCUUGAUUAUCUUGAUUGGUGUGGUCACUGUGUAUUCCAAUAAAUUUAUAUUCUUAAUAAAAUUUAAUAACGAAAAAAGAAAAA
Apis laboriosa (Himalayan honeybee) is the source of this 560-nucleotide messenger RNA. It is a transcript of the gene RpL27A, whose product is annotated as 60S ribosomal protein L27a. Bases 16 to 459 code for a protein of 147 amino acids. Gene Ontology annotation, molecular function: structural constituent of ribosome. The transcript has 6 exons. The record is from RefSeq and is a predicted model, not a curated record. Gene Ontology annotation, biological process: translation. NCBI's taxonomy places the organism in Eukaryota, Metazoa, Arthropoda, Insecta, Hymenoptera, Apidae. Gene Ontology annotation, cellular component: ribosome; cytosolic large ribosomal subunit.